Molecule: messenger RNA, 2437 nt
Organism: Vitis riparia (riverbank grape)
Lineage: Eukaryota; Viridiplantae; Streptophyta; Magnoliopsida; Vitales; Vitaceae
Product: serine/threonine protein phosphatase 2A 57 kDa regulatory subunit B' beta isoform
Exons: 2
Coding region: 412-1614 (400 amino acids)
Biological process (GO): signal transduction
Cellular component (GO): protein phosphatase type 2A complex
Molecular function (GO): protein phosphatase regulator activity
Source: RefSeq, a predicted model, not a curated record
UUCUGCAAUCAUAUAUUCUCAUUUUCUCCUCCAUUUAAUUAUCUCCACUUUCUUCACUAGCUUUUCUCCAACUCCUCCUCCAAUUGCAGAAAUCACUCUCGAUCACUUCGCCGGUUUCCGGCGACAUGCUACAACGCUCGCCUUCGCCUUUGCAGUAUAUGAACGGCUCAACAUAUCUUGAAUUCAGAUUGCGAUUACGGUACCUUUCUGCCCUGAUUCGCAUCCCAGAUCCGUUUUCUUUUGAUUUAUGAAAAACCAUGUGAAGUGAUUGUAACCGAUGAAAAUCUAGGAUUGCUGUUGCUUUCAUGAUCGGCUUUCACUUGUAACCAUCGUUCGUUUUGUUGCUCAUUCAUGAUUUGAUCCAUAUAUCUCCGUAGUUCACAGUUUUGGGGUUAGGGGUUACUAAUUGAGAUGUUCAACAAAAUUAUAAAGCGCGGCCAUCGGAAGCCGUCCAAGGCCGAUGCGAUAGAUUCGGGAUUGUAUGGAUAUGGACCGGCUGGGAAUCGCAAUUCUGGGAUGGUAUCGACGUCGAAUGUGGUUGUAAACCAUGCGUCUCGGACUGCCCCAGCUCUAUCAGUGGUCAAUUCGGCGCCACAGCCCGGUGGGGCUGUGAUUGAUCCAACGGCUCUGCCUUCCGGCAAUAUUGAUCCCCUUCCUCCGUUUCGGGAUGUUGCUGUGUCGGAUCGACAACUUUUGUUUCUUAGGAAACUACAAAUUUGCUGUUUCCAGUUUGAUUUCACGGACACUUUGAAAUCAGUACGGGAAAAGGAAAUUAAGAGGCAGACCCUAUUGGAGCUUAUUGACUUUAUACAAUCCGGUUCGGGGAAAAUUACAGAGAACAAUCAAGAAGAGAUGAUUAAGAUGAUUUCUGUAAAUAUUUUCCGAUGUUUUCCUCCAGCUCCCCAUGAAAAUUCCGGCUCAGAAAUGCUGGAGAUAGAAGAGGAGCCCUAUGCGGAACCAGCGUGGCCUCAUCUUCAUCUUGUGUAUGAGCUACUUUUAAGGUAUGUUGUUUCAUCGGACACCGACACGAAGAUUGCCAAGCGGUAUAUUGAUCAUUCAUUUGUUCUAAAACUGCUUGAUUUGUUUGAUGCUGAUGACCCACGAGAGCGGGAGUAUUUGAAAACCAUAUUACAUCGCAUAUAUGGGAAGUUCAUGGUGCACCGGCCCUUUAUUAGAAAGGCCAUUAAUAAUAUAUUUUAUCGGUUUAUAUAUGAGACAGAACGGCACAGUGGUAUUGGUGAGCUUCUGGAGAUUCUUGGGAGUAUAAUAAAUGGGUUUGCGUUGCCCAUGAAAGAGGAGCAUAAGUUGUUCCUUGUUCGGGCUCUUAUACCAUUGCAUAAACCUAAGGCACUUGCACUGUAUCAUCAGCAGCUGUCUUACUGCAUCACUCAAUUUGUUGAGAAAGAUUACAAGUUAGCAGAUACGGUAAUUAGGGGUUUGCUAAAAUAUUGGCCUAUCACUAAUUGUACGAAGGAACUUCUUUUCCUUGGGGAAUUAGAAGAAGUGUUGGAGGCAACACAGUCUGCUGAAUUUCAACGCUGCAUGGUUCCUCUUUUCAGACAGAUAGGCCGCUGCCUGAAUAGCUCUCAUUCUCAGGAGAAUAACUGCCUAUGAAAAGCAAAUGGUUUUUAGGAGGAUAAUGCCCUUUGCCGUGUGUGGUAGAAAGAAGAAAAGAGUGAUAAAUACCAGUCCAUUUUGGUCCCCCUUCUCCAUCAACAAAAGGGUGCAUUGAUUGGUUAAGGUUCAUUUUAGAUGCAUAAUCUUUGUUCUAAUCUUUUAUUUAUGAUAUUGUCAUUUCAAUGUUUGUGUCAAUGAUGUUAACUUCAAUUAUGAAUCAUAUGCCUAUCAAGAGAAAAAACUUUGAUUAUAAAACAUCAAACUUUCAUAUUUUAUCUGUUCUCGCAGAGUGGAAACCUUGUAUUAUUUAAUCGUGUCUGCUUGUAGCUGUGGUUUCUUCUUUGGCUUAAAUGUGUAUGCAGCCUUUUUUGGUCAUUAUUUCGUCCCAUAUUCUAGUUUAAUCUAGAGGGAUUCAGAAUGAGCCUUAAAAUUCAAUAAAUAUUGGUUAUGAGACUUGCAGUCAACCAUUGAAAGACCUUAUCCUGCUUGUGUGGAGACUAUAAAUCACAAACAUGUUGGUAUCUUACAGUCACUAAAGUGUCCAAGCAACCUGAUGGGCUGAGGGGGAAUACAUAUACUCCCUGUGUAUAUAUAUGUAUCUCCCUCCCCCACUUGGCUAAGCCUUUUGGUGGUCAGUGUAUACUUCCUGUAUAUUUUGGGAUGCAACCUGAUGGGCUGAGGGAAUAUUAUAACUCCCUGUGUAUGUAUAUGUAUCUCCCUCCCCCACUUGGCUUAGCCUUUUGGCAGCCAGUGUAUACUUCCUGCAUACUUUGGGAUGCUGUUUGGGCGUUUCCUUUUAAUAUAUACUCCCUGUUUUACC